CAAUGACGGCCUGAGAUCGUCACUUCCGCUUCCGGUGUCACUAUUGACGCUAGCACUAACUCUAAGCUGCGUGUUUGUUUGUUUUCACGCAAUAUAUUCAUUACUUAUGUACACUUAGCAGAGAACAUGUUAACAUCGGGGUUAAUUUGUUGACACAAUAUCGUGUGGGAGCGUGAAUGUUAGCUAACACCAGCAUCAUGGCAAGCGCUGCUAAUGCUAAUGCUAAGCUAAACGCAGUGCGGGAGACUAUGGACGUGUUACUGGAGAUCUCCAAGCUGCUCAACACCGGCCUGGACAUGGAGUCUCUGUCCAUCUGUGUCAGGCUGUGUGAGCAGGGCAUCAACCCCGAGGCUCUGUCGGCCGUCAUCAAGGAGCUGAGGAAAGCCUCGGACACCCUGAAGGCUGCUGAAAACUGCACAAACUAAAAGUGAGGCCAUUCGUUUGGACUGGAACACACGUGUGUGUUGUACCUGCACUAUGGACGCUCCGGUCUGUUGUCUUCAUGACAUCCUGUCCUCUCUCUGUCCCCCUCCAUCCUUGCCUUAAACUAACGGGGGACACCUGCCAUCUAUGAUAGUAUAUUUUUAUUUUAUUCACAAAGUGUCGUUUGCUUUUGUUACCUCCGCGUAAACAUGCAUUGUUUGAGAGUCAAACCUGAAAAGUGGAAAUGAAAGCUCCCGUCAGCAGCCACUAGGGGGUGCUGUGGCUUACAAUAGAACGUGCGUGUGACCGUUCAACUUCAAAAUGUGCAACUUCCCAAUGCAACGCUCACAAUGUAAUCCUGGAAUGAAACAUUUCACAGUGCAAUGCCCUGCAUGAAGAAGUACUCCGUGGCAACUGCAGUCUUUAUAUUGCAUGACGUGUCAAUGAACAACUGCAGGAACACAUUAAAAAGAUGUGGAAGUUCUUAGCGGAUCAAAAAGUCCUUUUUCCAACACAUUGGAAUGACACCAUCCAUUAUUCUAUGUCUGUUAUGUUUUGGUUAUUGUUUGCGAGGAAAACAACAUGGCAGACAUAUUUUGCUACGUUUUUAAGGCCGACCCCCAAAAAAUGUUGAUUUUUUUGUUGUGGUGGGGGUAUCAUUUUAGCUAGCAAACAAUGUUAAAAUAUAAAAAUAGUUUUCUGUACGAAAAGAUGACGCAUGAUCCUAUAUUAUGCAUUAUAGUUGGUUAGAACGUUAUUCUCAAACUGUGUUACCGGCUCCAUCUAGUGGUACGCCAAAGAAUCACUUCAUUAAAUACUCAAACACGGUGUUACUGUUCAAACUGUGUAAAGUGUUGCAGUGGUCAAAAUGAUGAAAUAUACUUGUUAAAUAAAACCUCUGCCUUGCUUUUAAUGAAUACUUAGGCCUACUAUGCUACUCUAUGUUAAUGGUGGUGCCUUUAAAAUAAAGGAAAAACACUAUUUUGAAACUGGAGUGAGUAGAAAGCGCCACCAAAAAAAAAAACAUCCAG
This is a messenger RNA of Entelurus aequoreus (snake pipefish), 1454 nucleotides long. RefSeq names its product mitotic spindle organizing protein 1 (gene mzt1). Gene Ontology annotation, biological process: mitotic spindle assembly; gamma-tubulin complex localization; microtubule nucleation by interphase microtubule organizing center. Bases 177 to 425 code for a protein of 82 amino acids. Lineage: Eukaryota; Metazoa; Chordata; Actinopteri; Syngnathiformes; Syngnathidae. The record is from RefSeq and is a predicted model, not a curated record. The transcript is spliced from 3 exons. Gene Ontology annotation, cellular component: centrosome; spindle; interphase microtubule organizing center.